CCAACUCAAAACUCAAAACUCCUCCCUUUUUAACAAAUGAUCGUCAGUGUCUGGUCUGAUCUCGGGAAAAACACAGAGUAGUUACUAUUGCAGGCAACAGGCGAGCUGCUCGCAGCGUAGGAAGGAGAAACAGCAUCCAGAUCAGACUAAAACCAGACUGAGAACAGACUGUGACCAGACCAAGACCAGCCUCAGAUCACACUGAGAUCACUCUCUCAGCAGCAGCAGCCGCCAGUACUGAACCCAGAGAGGAGCUGGUGAACACGGUGAACAGUCCGCUUCUCUUCAGGCACUCAUGGCGCUGUGUAACGGGGAUACCAAGCUGGACAUCAGUGGCGAACCUAAAGAUGCACUAUGUGAUUAUGAGGGGGCCGUGGUCAUCCUUGACGCUGGGGCACAGUAUGGGAAGGUGAUUGACCGGCGAGUGCGAGAGCUAUUUGUCCAGUCAGAGAUCCUGCCACUAGAGACCCCAGCCUUUGCCAUUAGAGAACAGGGCUUCAGAGCCAUCAUCAUAUCUGGCGGUCCUAACUCAGUCUACGCAGAGGAUGCACCCUGGUUUGACCCCGCCAUAUUCACCAUUGGAAAACCUGUCUUGGGGAUCUGCUAUGGCAUGCAGAUGAUGAAUAAAGUGUUCGGUGGCACGGUGCACAGAAAAAGCGUCAGAGAAGAUGGUGUGUUCAGCAUCGGGAUGGACAACUCCUGCUCACUUUUCAGGGGUCUACAGAAAGAGGAGAUGGUGCUGUUGACCCACGGUGACAGUGUGGAUAAAGUAGCAGAUGGAUUCAAAGUCGUCGCCCAGUCUGGCAACAUUAUUGCAGGCAUCGCUAAUGAACAGAAGAAGCUCUACGGCACUCAGUUUCACCCUGAAGUGGAUCUGACCGAGCGGGGCAUGGACAUGCUGCGGAACUUCCUGUUUGAGAUCGCUGGCUGUACCAGUAACUUCACCGUACAGAACCGACAGUUGGCCUGCCUCCGCGAGAUCAGUGAGAAAGUGGACAAGUCCAAAGUGCUGGUGUUGUUGAGCGGUGGUGUGGACUCCACAGUAUGUACCGCCCUGCUGAAUAAGGCUCUGAACCAGGAUCAAGUGAUCGCCGUCCACAUCGAUAACGGCUUCAUGAGGAAGAGAGAGAGCCAGAGCGUGGAGGAGGCACUCACCAAACUCGGCAUUAAACUCAAGGUGGUAAACGCAGCGCACACAUUCUACAAUGGCACCACAACACUCCCCAUCUCUGAGGAGGACCGAACACCCAGGAAACGCAUCAGCAAAACCCUUAACAUGACAACCAACCCUGAAGAGAAGAGGAAGAUCAUUGGCGACACCUUCGUCAAGGUGGCAAAUGAGGUGAUUGGUGAGAUGAACCUGAAGCCAGAAGAAGUGUACCUUGCACAGGGCACACUCAGACCAGACCUGAUCGAGAGCGCCUCUCACCUGGCCAGCGGCAAAGCCGAGGUCAUCAAAACGCACCACAACGACACCGAGCUCAUCCGCAAACUCAGAGACGAGGGCAAAGUAAUCGAGCCGCUGAAAGAUUUCCACAAGGAUGAGGUGCGGGCGUUGGGCCGAGAGCUGGGGCUCCCUGAGGAGAUCGUCUCUCGACACCCUUUCCCUGGUCCAGGUUUAGCCAUUCGAGUCAUCUGUGCUGAUGAACCGUACGUCUGCAAAGACUUCGCUGAGACCAACAACAUCCUGAAAAUCAUCACAGACUUCUCCGCCAGCGUGAAAAAGCCACACACACUGCUGCAGAGAGUGAAGUCGUGCAUAUCAGAUGAGGAAGAGGAGAAACUGAUGCAGAUCACCAGCCUUCAUUCACUAAAUGCCUUCCUGCUGCCAAUCAAAACCGUGGGCGUCCAGGGUGACUCUCGGUCGUACAGCUAUGUGUGCGGGCUGACCAGUAAAGAAGCUCCUCACUGGGAAUCUCUCAUGUUCCUUGCCAGACUCAUCCCUCGCAUCUGCCAUUCCAUUAACAGAGUUGUAUAUGUCUUCGGGUCACAUGUAAAGGAACCACCCACUGACAUCACGCCCACCUUCCUGACCACAGGCGUGCUGAGCACACUCAGACAAGCAGACUUUGUAGCCCACUCCAUCCUGAGGGAGUCUGGCUACUCAAGUAAGAUCAGUCAGAUGCCCAUCAUUCUGGUGCCUCUGCAUUUCGACCGUGACCCGCUGCAGAAGCAGCCCUCCUGCAGGCGCUCUGUCGUCAUUAGAACCUUCAUCACCAGUGACUUCAUGACAGGCAUCCCUGCCACGCCUGACAACCACAUCCCUGAGGAGGUGGUGCUGAAGAUGGUCAGCGAGAUAAAGAAGAUCCCCGGCAUCUCCAGGGUGAUGUACGACCUCACAUCCAAACCUCCGGGAACCACAGAGUGGGAGUAGAGCAGAGUAGUGGACUGGCGCUCUCCCCUUUUCUUUCUGUUCCCCCACUUCCCCCCCCAUCUCACUAUACCGGUGUUGCCACACUCCCUAAGGCCCCCACCCCACAACCUUCAGAGAACACAACAUUCCCUACGAUGGCAGGCAGUACUGUGAUUAGCACACACCCGAAGCCGCUACUUCAACACUGCCUCAUUUUCUGGGGCUUUUAUUAUUAUUAUUAUUAUUAUUAUUAUUAUUAUUAAAUGAAUGAACAGCUCAUCAUUGGUUUCUAAUGAUGGUACAAUUACUUAGUUUAUUUCAGGUAUCAGCCCUCUGUGUUGUGACAGGUUGUUACUUUCCUGCAAACGCUAAAACGUCAAAGGUCAGAUUUCUUGCAGGCCGUCGUGUCCUGGUGGACUGUGACGCACAGAUAAACAGCUUGUUGACAGGCAGUCGAUUUGAGAGGUUUUUCCAGCAUCGCUGCUUUAUUUUCCUCAUAAACCAGCUCUGUUGCACUGCUGGCUUCUUGAAUCUUCUUAUUUCUCUCUGAAGUCUCUGGCGGUAUUUAUUAUGAAAUCAGCUGCGGGCAGUAGUAGCUCAUUCACCCGUUGAUGUGACCAAUCAGUGUGGGUUUUUUUUCCUUUUCUAAUGUUUAUUUGCCAAAUAUAGUUGAUGACGUUAAGCCGAGGGGCCGCAGUUUUGAGUUUGCUUUUGCCCCCUCUUGGUCAUGCCGUUCUCGCACUCUGGAGAACCGUGACUAGUCGAACAGAAACGUUCUGCUGUGAAGGAGCUUCCUGGAGAGAGACGGAAGCUUCCUGGACUUCGUGCCUGGUUCUUUGUCUUUUUCUCAUAAAGUUCUUUUUUUUUUCGUUUUUUUUUUUUUUUUUUUCAGGGACUUAUCCAGACUUAGUGACGCUCCCACUGCGGAGGGCAAACUAAUGUGUGCUGCAUUUUUUUUUUUGCUUUUUAAGAAGUAUAAUGAUGGUGAUGAGACGUUGAAUAUAGAGAGUGAAUAUAUGAGUCAUUGUCUGCUUUUUUCAGGUAACACUUUAUUUGAAGGAUCAAUCAUUAAGGGUUUUAGUUUAGUUUUUUCUGUUAAAGGCCAGAUUACACUUCUAAAUGGUUUAUUUACAAAUUACUCAUCUUUAUUUAUUGUGAUUGCAAGUCUGUUAUAUGAAUUACUAAUAACUGUUACUCGAAUGAAGAGCAGUAAAAACUUUGUCCAAAUUAUAGAAUCAAUCUUCAGAAAUACUCAUUAGUGAAUAAUUGGCAGCAUCUUAUUCAUAGGUAGCAUUACACUGCAAAAAUACGUCUUGGCAAGUGAAAUAAUUUUAAAUCGCAUUAAUGUAUCUGAUAUUUCUUAUGUUUAGAUUAUUGUAAGAUUAUUUGACUUUUUUCCAAACAUUUUUGCUUGUUUUAAGUAAUUAUAGUCCAGUUAUCUCGCUGUAUUGGCCAAUAAUUUGGCUUGUUUCAAGUAGAUUUCUAAUAAAAAGACAAAUUAUUGAGAGAAUUGUACUUAGAAAAAUCACUUAAAGCAAAUAAAUAUGUUCAGAAAUAAUUAUUACGAUCUUACAAGCUCACACCGGUUGUUUGUAUUGAUUAUUGACUAGCUAAGGUCAUGAUUUUUGCAGAUUUUUGUCCCUUAGACUUAUUGGGUUUUUUGUUACACCUAACAAGUCUAAUACUAGUAGAGUUCACCUUCACUCAUUAGAGGCUAAAAGGCACUAAUCAAAUUUAUGUCCAUCUCAAAUUCAGAGCUUGUUCAUGAUAUUUUGAUUGCAAAACAACUUUUCUAAGACGUUAGUUUAUCCUUCAUUUCUAGAGUCAGAUUUGCUCACAGUGGUGGUGAUAGGAACCAGACGUCUGAAUCAUGUCAUGUCUCUGAAAGGUGCCUCUCACAGAAAGUUAUUGCACAGAAUGGUGAUGAAUGCUCUGCCUGAUGCCUGAGAUGUUGUUUUAUGAUAGCUACCUAGAAUAUGAAAGUAUUAGUGGCUUAUUAAACUCUAAUUACCUCAAAAAGUUACCUGACUUCUUGGAGCCUAUAGGAAUAAAAUGAUUCCACUCUAAAAAAAAAAAAAAAAAAAAAAAUUAGGCUCAAUAAUUAGCAUAAGGUCCUGACAAAGUGUUUAUUGUGCAUUAUUUCAGCUGACAACAGCAAAUAUUAGUGACACAUUAAAAGACCUCCAAUUACAAACUAAUUCAUAAUGAAUGAAGCUUAUUGUAUAGUGUGUAAACCAUUUAGAAGUGGGCUUUAUUGGUGAACGACCUUGAUUUGACCCCCCCAAUCAAAAAAAAAAGUUCCCAAAAGUAAAUUGUUACCCUUUUCACCCUCAUCCUGGUCGUUUUGAUCAUGGCAUCACCUUGGCUGCUCCCAUGCACAUGCGUUUGUGUACGGGGACCCGUUUUUGCACAUUAACCACGUCUUGUUUUUAACCCAUUAAGGCCUUGGUGCUUUUCCUCUGUGUGGUGGAGUGUUUUCUCCCAUGGCUGGACAGAGGAGGCUUGAGCUGUGGGACAGAGAAAAGGCCUCGCUGCGGUCAUUUCUUUGUUAAAUUCAUAAGCUACAGGUGGAAAUCCAGCCCUCGCAAGUUGGCCUUCGUAGAACUUCCGCAGUUGUCAGAGCCUGAACCUGAAUAAGGGUAAGGAGGGUCUUUGUUCUGUUCCUCGACUAUACACAGAGGUUCGUUUGGGCGAAAAUAGAACUCACGCACUCAAACCUUGGAUGUAGAUAAGAGUUGAAGUGUCAUAACGAUGAAUAACAUGCCUAGCUAUUUAUUGUCUUUGUACGUUUCUUUUCAGAAUCUCUCGUUUAAAUAGAAAACGAAAAAGAAAUGCAAGGUGGACUCGUUCAUCGUCUUAACCGCAAACCCGCUCUUAACGACUCUCCCUCCGUCGCCUUUUUACGUGUAUAUUUCACAUGCGUCUACUCAGAAAGAGAAUCCAAGUUAAAAUGAACUUUCAAAUUAGUAGUGGGUUGAAUUGCAAUAUGACAUGGCAUUCAGUUUGAUUUAUGCAAUUCUGUUUUGAUUUUUUUUUUUUCCUUUUCUUUUUGUAAGAAAAUGAACAAAGCUCUUUUUUUCUCCUUAGUAUUGUGCCUCAAAACCAAGCCACUGCAUGCAGUUUCCUGAAGAACUGAAAUUUGUAUGAGAUCUGAGCUUUAAUAAAGAAGUCCAUGUUUAACUUUC
Messenger RNA from Pygocentrus nattereri (red-bellied piranha), 5538 nucleotides. It is a transcript of the gene gmps, whose product is annotated as guanine monophosphate synthase. Lineage: Eukaryota; Metazoa; Chordata; Actinopteri; Characiformes; Serrasalmidae. Gene Ontology annotation, cellular component: cytosol. Gene Ontology annotation, biological process: GMP biosynthetic process. Gene Ontology annotation, molecular function: GMP synthase (glutamine-hydrolyzing) activity; GMP synthase activity; ATP binding. The record is from RefSeq and is a predicted model, not a curated record. The transcript has 16 exons. The coding region runs from base 296 to 2374 and encodes 692 amino acids.